GAAAUGCUGGGCUCCAUGUCAGGCUAGAGGAAGCAAAACUUCAAAGAGGCCCAGGAUAACAAAAUGGCAAGGAUGGGACCUCCUGGAUCAAAUCAUUACCAGACUGAGCCUCCAGUCCUCCAGUAACCUGCAUAGAGGAGAGCAUUCAGUAUCAGCCUGAGCAGCUAGCUUGGGCCCUUACCACUAGGGCCUCUCUCUAGAGAAUGGACCUGAACCACCCUUCUGAGUGUUCUCCAUGCUCAGUGUUGCCCCACUCCCCACAUCUCCAUGAGUAGUGACUGUUAGGCGCUCGCCCACUCAGGACACGCGGAUCCUGUGCUGCCUGAGCCCAGCAGUACCAAACCACGCCCACUCGCUCCAGCCCAGGGCAAUCAGGCGUCUGUCUGUCUGCCUGCCUUGAGCGAGCUAGCGAGCGGAGCGCAGUCUUUGCCCGUUGCUCUGGCCACAGCCCCACCCAUCCAGACUCGUUGUCUUGGAGAGAGACUCGCGCAGAUCCUGCAGUUGCUGGUCAACUGUGUCUGGUGAGUGGCGAUUCUCAGGGCGAGGCCCACAGAGUCCUGUCUCAUCUUGCCUCUCACUCAAGGACUCCAGAACCACCAGGAUGUCAAAUGAGCCGAGUGCUACGGGGACCUCACCUAGGACAGCACGUCCUGGUACCCAAAAGUCAUCCGGUGCGGUAACCAAGAAGGGGGAGCGGGCUGCUAAGGAGAAGCCAGCAACUGCCCUGCCUCCAGUGGGUGAGGAGGAGCCAAAAAACCCCGAGGAAUACCAGUGCUCCGGGAUCCUGGAGACAGACUUCGCAGAGCUCUGCGCACGGUCAGGCUACACGGACUUUCCCAAAGUCGUCACCCGGCCACGGCCCCAUCAGAACUUUGUCCCUUCUGCCUCCUUGUCAGAAAAACCCACCCAAGACGACCAGCGGCUGUCGGCAUCCUGUAGCCAGAACAGCCUGGAGAGCAAAUACGUGUUCUUUCGGCCCACCAUUCAGGUGGAGAUGGAGCCGGAGGACAGCAAGGCAGUGAAAGAGAUCUACAUCCGAGGUUGGAAAGUUGAGGAUCGGAUUCUGGGUAUCCUCUCCAAAUGUCUACCCUCCCUCAGCCAGCUGCAAGCCAUCAAUUUGUGGAAGGUGGGGCUGACGGAUAAGACCCUGACCACGUUCAUCGCCCUUUUGCCUCUCUGUUCCUCCACACUCAGGAAGGUAUCUCUGGAAGGGAACCCACUGCCGGAGCAGUCCUAUUACAAGCUCAUGGGACUGGACAGCACGAUCGCUCACUUGUCUCUGAGGAACAACAACAUCGAUGACCAUGGGGCGCAGCUCCUAGGCCAGGCACUGUCCACACUGCACAACAGCAACAGGACCCUUGUUUCACUGAACCUGGGAUUCAACCACAUUGGAGACGAGGGUGCAGGCUACAUUGCGGAUGGCCUGAGGCUGAAUCGCUCUCUCCUCUGGUUGUCCCUGGCACACAAUCGUAUUCAAGACAAGGGAGCACUGAAGCUGGCCGAGGUCCUGCGCCCCUUUGAGCUGACCCACAGGGAGGUGGUGGAGAGGAGGCGCCUGCUGCUGGAGAAAGGAUCGCAGGAGCGGUCACGAUCGCCUUCCUCCUCCCGACAUGGGGACUCCAAAACAGAGCGUGAGAAGUCUCAGAUGAUGGGGAUCUGCAGUGUUGCUUUGGCGGACAAGCCAGAAAAGAUGCAGACAGUGAAAACACCUAAGGGCCUGGGCAAGAAAAAGGAGAAGUCAGGGGAAGUUGUAAAGAAGGAGGAGAAGUCGGGCUCCGGGCAGUCACCCACACAAGGAACCCCUAAGAAAGAAGAUGCCACGAAGGCAGGCAAGGGGAAGGUCACCAUCCCCGAGCAGAAGAUCAACAAGGGAAAAGGGCCCAAGACGGGGAGCAAAGAGAAGCGCAGCAUCCUCCUGGAGUCCGAGCAGCUGGUUGUUGAAGCUACAGAGAUGGUCAACCCUCUCCUGGAGCCUGUGGAGCACCGAGAUGGGAAAGUUUUCAUGCCUGGGAACAAGGUCCUUUUGCACCUCAACCUCCUCCGAAACCGAAUUACAGAAGUGGGGUUGGAAGGUUUCCUUACUGCCGUGCAAUACCAGGUUCAGGUCUCCAAGCCCAAGAGUUCAUCCAAGGGUCCCUUGGGGCUGCUGUGGCUAUCCCUGGCGAAAAACUGCUUUGACCCACAGUGUCCAACAUACACCAUGAUUCAGGAACUGAUGCUGCCAAGGGACCCUGUGAAGGCCAAGGUCAGGGAGGAGGAGGCCACAGCUACCUAGGCUUCCCAUGGGAGACACCUUGGACCGAUGGCAACUGCUCCCCACCUGCCAGGGGAAGAUGCUCAGUGAUGAGAAUGAAGAAGGGGCAAGAUGGAGGUGUUACGCUGAGGGAGAAAGAGAGUGGCUCCCAUUCAUGGAAGGAAGGGGUAAGAGGUUUGAGCCCCCCCUGGAAAGCAGCAGGCAGCAGUAUUUCAAUGAUGCAUAUCAACACUGCCCCACAUGUCACCAUCCCCUAGAAACACCAACUGACCAUGGAGAAACACAAAGGAACCUGUAAAGCCAUGCAAACCUUUUCUCACCACAGUACUAGAGGAGUGGACAGGAUUGGGAAGUGGUUGCUCAGGAUGUCAGGUUAAAUACACUGGAGUGUGGGCACUGGCCAGACUUUUUUGCUUUCUUCCAGACCCGAGCAUAGGCAGAAAGCUCUGAACUGGGCCUCUACAUCUCCCAGUGAAUGUUUUUUCAAAGCUGGAGGAGUGCAGGGAUAACUUUGCUGCCCGCCACCUUGGCUGCACCGACACCACCACCAGGGAGAGGAGAGACUGAGAGAUAAGACAAGGGGAAAGGAGGGAGAGAAAGCGCGAAGGAGAGAGAUAAAGAAGUGGACAUGUCGGGGAUAACAAGAAUAAAGGAAGAAAAGAACAAAGUGAGUACAAGAUUAUAAAUGGCCCUGUCCCAGGAGCUGAAGAGAACAUUCCACAAAGUCACCUUGGAAGAGCAGGAGCAGGUCAGUUCCCAGAAGCCCAGGAGAGGCAGCCUUUGGCCAACAGAGCAGGGGGCAGCAAGGCACAAGGGACUGAUGUCAAACAAUCCUCUCAGCCUCCAGUGGCCCAGACUUGGUAUUACCAUUCUGGCCACACUCCUCAGGAGAGCCUUCCCUCCUCCAUUGCCUUCCUGGUCUAUUCAGGCCUGGCUGGAUUUGUCACAGAGCUGCCCACAGUAUCCCCAACUUGGAAUAUCCUCUCUACCACUCUGCACAUGCACUUGCUCCCAGACCACCCCCAUUUUCAAGAGUCUUCCCAGCUUUGUCUUAAGCUCCUCUGUUCUUAGCCACUUUCUGGAAUAACAGGUAUUUGCCCUCAUUUUUCUAAAACUGAAUCUCCUGGGAAAAGUGACCUCUUUCUCUCUCUCUUUCUACUCCACUCCAACUUUUUUCUUUAGAUUAUCUAAAUCAGUGAAGAAUAGCAAAAAACUUUCUUGGAGGUUGAUCUGUGCUGGCUCUAUUAUAGAAGGAAAGUGAGGAUAUACUUUGAAUUUUGUCUAAGACACACAGACAUUAACUAGCAAAUGAGGGUGUUGCUCCUUGCUUGUCUGACUUCAGGGCUCUUCAUAUCAACAUGUCUUUUCCCCCAGGUCCCAAUGCCAGUGCUCACACAGGAUCCAGGAGAAAGAUGGAAAAAGAAGUGUCUCCCUGCAAUAUUCAUCUCUACCCCAGCAAAACUGUGAAUACAAUGGACACAAAAACAUA
This is a messenger RNA of Alexandromys fortis (reed vole), 3746 nucleotides long. It is a transcript of the gene Lrrc71, whose product is annotated as leucine rich repeat containing 71. The record is from RefSeq and is a predicted model, not a curated record. NCBI's taxonomy places the organism in Eukaryota, Metazoa, Chordata, Mammalia, Rodentia, Cricetidae. The transcript has 17 exons. The coding region runs from base 602 to 2278 and encodes 558 amino acids. Gene Ontology annotation, molecular function: protein binding.